AUGGCUUCUUUCAUGAAAGCUACUACACAGCCAAAAAUAUCAGAAGUUGAAGGAUGGGUUACAAUAAAGGAUGCACAUUUCGAGCUCAACGGUUCACCAUUUCUUUUCAACGGCUUCAACUCAUAUUGGCUGAUGCACGUUGCGAGUGACCCCAACGAGAGGCACAAAGUCACCGAGGUGCUCAGGGAUGCCUCAGCCGCCGGCCUAUCGGUGUGCCGGACUUGGGCUUUUAGCGACGGAAACCGCUACAAUGGACUGCAAAUAUCUCCUGGCGUUUAUGACGAACGUGUUUUUCAGGGGCUUGAUUUUGUGGUCUCGGAAGCAAGAAAAUAUGGGAUUCGCUUGAUAUUAAGCUUCGUGAACAAUUGGAAUGACUUUGGAGGCAAAGCACAAUAUGUACAAUGGGCUAGAGAUUCAGGAGCACAGGUUAACAAUGACGAUGAUUUCUUUACUCAAUCUGUCCCCAAAGAUUAUUACAAGAACCACAUCAAGAAAAUUAUAACAAGAAACAACACAAUUACUGGAGUUGCAUACAAGGAUGAUCCAACCGUGAUGGCAUGGGAACUAAUGAAUGAGCCUCGCUGCCAAGCCGAUUACUCUGGAAAUACUCUUAAUUAUAAUUUGCCUUACUCUAAUAGGAGUAAUACGUAA
Ipomoea nil (Japanese morning glory) is the source of this 651-nucleotide messenger RNA. Its product is annotated as mannan endo-1,4-beta-mannosidase 5-like. Gene Ontology annotation, molecular function: hydrolase activity, hydrolyzing O-glycosyl compounds. The transcript has 4 exons. Bases 1 to 651 code for a protein of 216 amino acids. The record is from RefSeq and is a predicted model, not a curated record. NCBI's taxonomy places the organism in Eukaryota, Viridiplantae, Streptophyta, Magnoliopsida, Solanales, Convolvulaceae.